This is a messenger RNA of Lactuca sativa (garden lettuce), 642 nucleotides long. RefSeq lists its product as uncharacterized. Lineage: Eukaryota; Viridiplantae; Streptophyta; Magnoliopsida; Asterales; Asteraceae. The record is from RefSeq and is a predicted model, not a curated record.
GUUGAAGGAUUCAUUUUGUCGUUUUUGUAUUCUGUGAAUCCCUCUAGGACUUGACCGCCGUCGUGACAAUCGUAUUGACGACAUUCAAACCCCUACCCCAAAUCAAUCUCCGGCGACCACCUGCCGUUUCCGCCGUGCGCUAUCUUUCAAUCUCAUUACCUACCAAACACGAAGAUUUCGGUUUGGUGUUCAUCUUUUGCGACAACCCUUUUUUUUCAUAGAUUGGGUUCUAUCGAACGAAUGGCGUUAACAAAUUUCAUACUGACCGUGGUGGGAGUGAGCGCAGUGGUUCUACUGAUGAGGAGCGAUGUGAAACAGUCCGCCUCCAUCUUCAAACGCAACGUUCGUCAAAUUCGCCACUGGCUCGAAGAAGAAUCUGCAUCCGCCGCUAAGGAAAUAGAGAAGGCGAAACCAAAGGAGCUGCCAAAGAAAGAUAUUCCCAAGGAUGAUUAAUUAAGCUGAUGAUGGGUAGGGUUAGAAAAAAAACAGAGUCCCUGCAAAGAGUUUUAAACAUGUUCACUUACAUGUAAAAAUCCGUAUUUUGGCUUGAUUUUUUUUGGUAAUAAGAAUUUUCACUUAUACAAAGGUUUACUUUGAGCCUAUAAAUUACUAUUCUGGCUUGUUUUCUUUAGCAUAAAUAAA